UGGGUUUCAUUGAAAGAUCGCUCAGAGUUGACUUUCCGUUCGAUACCUUGGCCAGUUUUAAGGCAGCCGUCUUUGCCAGAAGACCUUACCACGAACGCAAUUGGCGCCUUCGUCCUCUCUCCUGUUCACUCAACUGAUAAGAGUACGCGUGAUCGGCUGAAGGAGCAACUCUUGCGGUGGCAUCCCGAUCGUUUUGAAAGCAAGUGGCUGUCAAAGGUGCAUGCGGAAGGGAAAGAGGCCGUACGUCAAGCCGCUGGGCAUGUCGUGCGCGGUCUGAAUGAACUCAUGGCGCGCGAGAACAGU
This is a messenger RNA of Fomitiporia mediterranea MF3/22, 303 nucleotides long. RefSeq lists its product as uncharacterized. The transcript has a single exon. The annotation marks the transcript as partial. Gene Ontology annotation, biological process: canonical NF-kappaB signal transduction. Lineage: Eukaryota; Fungi; Basidiomycota; Agaricomycetes; Hymenochaetales; Hymenochaetaceae. The record is from RefSeq and is a predicted model, not a curated record.